This is a messenger RNA of Punica granatum (pomegranate), 2082 nucleotides long. Lineage: Eukaryota; Viridiplantae; Streptophyta; Magnoliopsida; Myrtales; Lythraceae. The record is from RefSeq and is a predicted model, not a curated record.
UGCUGCUGCUGCUGCUGCUGCUGCUUCAUCCUCCUCCUCCCCGUUCAGAAAUUGAACAAUCGUCCUGAUCUGAUCUCGAUCCGCUCUCUGUCGAUCGUGAAGCAGAAAAUGCACAUGGCGGUGAAAUGUCGAUGAACGAGCUUCUUUCCUUCUUUGAAGUAGCUGUCUGUUUCUCGUAGUUUCUUCAGGAAUUGUAUAGAACAUCGACCACAAGUUCAGAUAAUUGAAGGGAAAGAAAAUGAACUCUACAACUUCAGAGCACUUAUAGAUUAUAGUUCACCAUGAGUCAGAUCACCAGAUCCAGAAACUGGCAUCAGUGCAAAACCCUUGCCCCUCCCUUAUCUGCAUGAACUUGAUGGCCCGUGUUCCUCUCACUCAUCUGUGAAAAUGAUUGGUACGCGCUCAAUUCUCGUGUUGUCCGCUCUGCUUCGUGUGGUCCUGAUCGUGUAUGGUGAAUGGCAAGACAAGCACAUGGAGGUCCGAUACACUGAUGUGGACUAUUCUGUGUUCUCCGAUGCUGCCGAUUUAAUGGCGUCAGGGAAGUCUCCCUACGGGAGGACCACAUACCGCUAUUCACCUCUGCUCGCUUUUCUGCUUCUGCCCAACACAUUCAUCCACCACUCGUGGGGAAAGUUCCUCUUUUCAUCGGCCGAUUUACUCGUGGGUGUAUUCAUUCGCACCAUUCUUAAACAACGGUGGGUGCCUGAGAAGACUUGUACCUACUGCGUUAUGAUAUGGCUUUUCAAUCCGUUUACAUUCACCAUUGGAACCCGUGGCAACUGCGAGCCCAUUGUCUGUGCCACCAUUUUGUGGGUCAUUAUAUGUCUUAUUAAUGGUAAUGUGGUGCAAGCUGCAGUUUGGUAUGGACUCGUGGUCCAUUUCAGAAUCUACCCUAUCAUAUAUGCACUUCCCAUUGUACUAGUUCUUGAUCCACAAUUUUUUGGGUCGGGUCAGAAACCUUGUAUUAGGAGCUGGAGUAUAGGACAGCGUGAGAAACCACAUUUCAACGUAUCACAGAAUAAACUCAAUCCAUGGGUUGCUCUGAAGAGUAUAUUUUCAAUGGAGAGAAUCAUAUUUGGGCUUGUCUCUGGGGCGGUUUUUCUCUUCUGCACUGGUUUGAGCUUCUAUUUAUACAAGUACGAGUUCCUGCACGAGGCACUUCUUUACCAUCUUACUCGUACGGACCCAAGACAUAAUUUUUCAUUAUAUUUUUAUCACAUAUAUCUCCAUUACGAGCGUGAGUUCUCGGUUGUGGAAAAGCUCAUCUCGUUCCUUCCUCAGUUCACUGUUCAGCUGGUUCUAGUCUUCUGCUUUGCCUGGGAUUUGCCAUUUUGCUUCUUUCUGCAGACAGUGGCCUUUGUAGCAUUUAAUAAGGUAAUUACAGCGCAAUACUUUGUAUGGUUCUUCUGCUUGCUGCCUUUGAUACUGCCUUGGAGUAAAAUGCGACUCAAAUGGGAGGGUUUGUGCUGCAUUAUCUUGUGGAUGGGAGCUCAGACCCAUUGGUUGAUGUGGGGUUACCUGCUAGAGUUCAGGGGCAAGAAUGUCUUUCUACAACUAUGGAUCGCAAGCUUAGUUUUCCUCGCUGCCAACAGCCUUAUUCUAGUCAUGAUUAUCCGCCGGCAUUCAUACUCUCCUUUGUUCGAAUUGAGAAAAAGUUCUCAGCGGGCACUGAAAAGAGAUUGAUUGGGGACUGGUUACGAUAAGUGCUCCAUACCUCCAUUCACGAUUUUUCUAAUUUGCCAAGAAAUUUUGUUAGUGUAGCUUGGGUUCUUAGGUCCACAUGAUGAUUCUGUUUGCUGCCUCUCUCGCUUCUGAUUUUGGUUGGUCGAAGAUUUUGAUUAGGAGUGAUGCUCUUCUAGAUGCUAUUUGCAAUCCCAGCAACUCUUCUGUGUUUUAGUCGCUUUUCGGGUUGGCAUUGUUCUUGGAUAUCUUGUUCUAACAACCUUCAUGCUCUUCAGCUAAGCCAAGUUGGUGUGAUGUCUAAUUUUGUUUCUCCAAUGGUGUACGAAGGUGUCCCUUGUAGAGAUGCCCCUUGUGCUUAUCAAUGAAUAUAUAUAUAUUCGUCGAAUGAAUUUCAUAUUA